This is a messenger RNA of Peronospora belbahrii, 423 nucleotides long. NCBI's taxonomy places the organism in Eukaryota, Oomycota, Peronosporomycetes, Peronosporales, Peronosporaceae. The record is from the annotation of a GenBank genome assembly.
AUGUCGUCGGUACGACGGCACACUGGCCAAGUUUUACAUGAAGCCGAAGUCUUUUGCCACAAGCUGCCGUCUUAUGUCAGUUUGCAAGAGGGCGCGCUGCUCGAGUUUUUGGCAGUAGCCAUGCAUUUCUGCCGUCUGGCGAAGGUCUAUCCUGGCAACAGCGUCGUAGUCUUCGGCGUUGUUCCCGUAGGACUCUUUGGCCUGCAAAGCAGCAAGCUACGUAUUCGGAGCCACGACGUGAUGAAGACGACUGUAUUUUUGCAGACUGAUGUAAAGUUCUUAAUCGGCGAAAGGCUGAAGAUGACUGGUAACUUCCGUUUCUUGGCGGGCGAUAACCAGCUUGCGCUGGACAUGUCGCUCGUGCGUCGCAACGGCUGGCUCAUUGCGUCGCCAAAUCGGUGUCUAGAUAGGCCCAGGAACUGA